AUGCGGGCUUCGGGCACUGGGAAAGAACCAAAGGAGGAAGCAGGAAAAGCUGGGUGCCGUAAAUGGGAAAGGGGGCUCAGCGGGGUGCGGGAGCGGAGGGGGCGCAGCCGCCUGGAGGAGAAGUUCUUGGAGGAGAACAUCUUGCUGCUGCGGAAGCAAUUGAAUUGUUUGAGAAGAAGAGAUGCUGGUUUGUUGAAUCAGUUGCAAGAACUUGACAAGCAGAUAAGUGACCUGAGACUUGAUGUAGAAAAAACCUCUGAAGAGCACCUGGAGACAGACAGCCGACCUAGCUCAGGGUUUUAUGAGCUGAGUGAUGGGGCUUCGGGAUCCCUUUCUAAUUCCUCCAAUUCGGUAUUCAGUGAAUGUUUAUCCAGUUGUCAUUCCAGUACCUGCUUUUGUAGCCCCCUGGAGGCCACCAUGACCAUCUCGGAUAGUUGCCUCAAAUCUACAGAUGUGAAUCCCAAGUACCAGUGUGAUCUGGUAUCCAAGAACGGGAAUGAUGUGUAUCGCUACCCCAGUCCGCUCCACGCCGUGGCUGUGCAGAGCCCCAUGUUUCUCCUCUGUCUGACGGGCCACCCUCUGAGGGAAGAGGAGAGGCUGGGGCACCAGGCCGGUGACCUCUGUGUCGCGUCCGAACUGGACGAUGGCACCAAGACGGACAGUUCCUUGCCGUCUCCAAGCGGCCUGUGGCCUGCUUCCCACGCUUUGGGCACUAAGAAAAUGGAUGGCUACAUCCUGAGCCUGGUUCAGAAAAAAACCCACCCUGUAAGGACCAACAAACCGAGAACCAGUGUGACCGCGGACCCCACCAAAGGGCUCCUGAGGAACGCCAGCGUGUGCGUCAGGGCGGCCGCGGGCGUCCCCCAAAGCAACGGUGUGAACCUCAAGACUUCCAAGCAGGUGUCUUUGCCCGCCGCGGGGACGCCGCCUUCAGACAGCGGGGCCUCCUCGCCGCUGAAGCAGUGGUCCAAGGACCCAAAGGCCGAGCAGCUGGAAGGCCGCAGGCCCUCCCCGCCCGAGGGCUGCUCGGCCGCCAUCGUCUCUGAGCCCCCAAGCGCCAAGGCGGCCUCCCAAGAACACGCGUGGGGUCCCACUGCUGGGCCCACGGAGUCCCUUAAGGAAGGUAGUCAGCUCUCGGCUGGGCUUCCCAAAGACGGCCCUGGCGGGGGCGCCGGCGCCGGGCCAGAGAGCAAAGUCCUGCCACCCCCGAAGAAGAUGGCGACCGCGAAAAGCAGCCUGCAGGCCUCCUCGGCCCCCGGGCCUCCUCCUCCUCCUCCUCCUCCGCCGCCGCCUGCGGCCUUCGCUGUGGAGGACAGGCCGGGCCUGGACUUCAAGAGCGAGGGCUCCUCGUCUCAGAGCCCCGAGGAGGGACGCCUGGUGAAGGCUCGGUUCAUCCCGGGCCAGGGGCCCGACUCCGAGUACUCGGCCGAGUGCGAGUCGCUCUUCCACUCCACCGUGGUGGACACCAGCGAGGACGAGCGCAGCAACUACACCACCAACUGCUUCGGCGACAGCGAGUCCAGCGUGAGCGACGGCGAGUUCGUGGGCGAGAGCACCUCCACCAGCGACUCGGAGGAGAGCGGCGGCCUCAUCUGGUCCCAGUUCGUCCAGACGCUGCCCGUGCCGGCCGUCGCCGCCCAGGACCUGCGCCGCCACCCCGCCAAGGCCUUCGUCAAAAUUAAGGCCUCGCACAACCUCAAGAAGAAGAUCCUCCGCUUCCGCUCGGGCUCCUUGAAGCUGAUGACCACGGUCUGA
Molecule: messenger RNA, 1755 nt
Organism: Dipodomys ordii (Ord's kangaroo rat)
Lineage: Eukaryota; Metazoa; Chordata; Mammalia; Rodentia; Heteromyidae
Gene: Dact1
Product: dishevelled-binding antagonist of beta-catenin 1
Exons: 6
Coding region: 1-1755 (584 amino acids)
Biological process (GO): negative regulation of JNK cascade; negative regulation of canonical Wnt signaling pathway; regulation of Wnt signaling pathway, planar cell polarity pathway
Cellular component (GO): cytoplasm
Source: RefSeq, a predicted model, not a curated record